UACAAGACACCAUCCCGGGGAAAUACAAAUAUAACUGCCGAUCUCGCCUUGACAACUCACUAAUGGCUAUCAGCAAUAACAAAUUGCCAACCCCACCGUUUUGUUCUGUCCAGGGCUCUCCUUACGACGCCCAUACAACGGGGAUGACCGGAGCCAUCAGCUACCACCCGUACGGCAGCCCUGCCUACCCCUACCAGCUCAACGACCCCGCGUACAGGAAAAACGCCACCCGCGACGCCACGGCCACGCUGAAGGCCUGGCUGCAGGAGCACCGCAAGAACCCCUACCCCACCAAGGGCGAGAAGAUCAUGCUGGCCAUCAUCACCAAGAUGACCCUCACCCAGGUCUCCACCUGGUUCGCCAACGCCCGCCGGCGGCUCAAGAAGGAGGAGGAACAAGAGUGA
Cyanistes caeruleus (blue tit) is the source of this 404-nucleotide messenger RNA. Lineage: Eukaryota; Metazoa; Chordata; Aves; Passeriformes; Paridae. The record is from RefSeq and is a predicted model, not a curated record.